This is a messenger RNA of Phymastichus coffea, 1841 nucleotides long. RefSeq names its product cAMP-dependent protein kinase type I regulatory subunit (gene Pka-R1). The record is from RefSeq and is a predicted model, not a curated record. NCBI's taxonomy places the organism in Eukaryota, Metazoa, Arthropoda, Insecta, Hymenoptera, Eulophidae. Bases 261 to 1376 code for a protein of 371 amino acids. Gene Ontology annotation, molecular function: cAMP-dependent protein kinase regulator activity. Gene Ontology annotation, biological process: regulation of protein phosphorylation. The transcript has 5 exons. Gene Ontology annotation, cellular component: cAMP-dependent protein kinase complex.
UGCUGUCAUGUCAACAAUCGGCUGCAUCUCCUAGUGCCUAACAAACCUUUUUUUUAUACUAAAAAAAUAAAUCGUAAAAAAGGCGGUCGGCCGCUCUUUCGGUAAGGUAUGUGACGUUGAGAACGAUAAGUGAACAAGCCGCGUCUUCAAAGUCUCGACGAAGCAAAAGAGGUCGUUUACUUGACGAACGAAAAGAGGUGUGUUAGCGAAUUAAUAAUAAUAUUAAGAAACAGAGAGAGAGAGAGAGAGAAAGAAAGCUAAUGGCGUCGAAUCCUGAGGAGCAACAAAGAAUGCGCGAGUGUAUAGAUUACAUGCAACGGUCAAAGAUCAUGCCGGUGAUCAAAGAUGUUUUCGUGCAACUGUGCGUCGAACAGCCGGACAAUCCAAUCUCCUUCAUGCGCGAGUACUUCCAGAAACUAGAAAGGCAGGCGCAAGACGCCAAGCAGCAGACAGCCGCGAGUCCCGAGGACACGGAGGACUUGCCGGCGGGCCAGCAGGGCCCCCAAGUGCCUCGGCGCCGCGGCGGCAUCAGCGCCGAGCCAGUCACCGAGGAAGACGCCACGAGCUACGUAAAGAAGGUCGUGCCCAAGGACUACAAGACAAUGGCGGCGCUAAGCAAGGCCAUCGCCAAGAACGUGCUGUUCGCCCAUCUCGACGAGAACGAGCGCUCCGAUAUCUUCGAUGCCAUGUUCCCCGUCACCUUUCUGCCUGGUGAGACCAUCAUACGCCAAGGUGACGAAGGCGACAAUUUCUACGUGAUCGACCAGGGCGAAGUGGAAAUCUUCGUGAACGGCGAGCUGGUGACGACGAUCGGCGAAGGAGGCAGCUUCGGCGAGCUGGCGCUGAUUUACGGCACGCCGAGAGCGGCCACUGUCAGGGCCAAGACAGACGUCAAACUCUGGGGCAUCGACCGCGACUCGUACCGGCGCAUACUCAUGGGUUCGACCAUCAGGAAGCGCAAGAUGUACGAGGAAUUCCUCUCCAGGGUCUCCAUUCUCGAAUCUCUGGAAAAGUGGGAACGACUAACAGUAGCGGACGCUCUGGAGCCAGUAGCCUUCGAAGACGGCGAGACGAUAGUACGUCAAGGCGAGCCGGGCGAAGAUUUCUACAUCAUCGUCGAAGGUACAGCUGUCGUGUUGCAACAGCGUUCCGAGUCAGAGGAACCAGCCGAAGUCGGUCGUCUCGGCCCUUCGGAUUACUUCGGUGAAAUAGCUCUACUUCUGGAUAGGCCAAGAGCAGCAACAGUGGUGGCACGUGGUCCUCUGAAAUGCGUAAAAUUGGACAGGUCGCGUUUCGAACGAGUAUUAGGUCCAUGCGCCGACAUUCUCAAGCGCAACAUCACCCAGUAUAACAGCUUCGUCUCGCUGUCCGUGUAGAAUGAUUGUUCGUGCAAUCGUCAUUCUUCGCAUACUGCUGCCACAAUCAUCAAUCUAUUCUCUCUCUCUUUCUCUCCAAAUCACGACUGACCAAAAAUAUAAAGAAAAAAAAAAUCCAAUUCGUAACAAUAAUACAGAUUACAUCUUGUCGCGCUCUAACUAAACGAAAAAAAAAACUCACCAAAUCGACUUGUUACACCUUUUUUUAUUUUUCGGAAACGAUAAUUAAUAUUUUAAUAUAUACUGAAUUGUAUUACAUCGGCUAAUAUAUAUAUACACACACAUGUAUGUGUAUAUAUAUACACACAUACACUCACACAAAUACACGCAGUACUGUACUAUGUAAUUAGGAAACAGACGCUGUUUAUAAAGAAUUUUUCUUGUGUAUACGAGAGGAGUUCGGACAACAAAGAAGGUAUAUUAUAUAUGGAAAAAAGGAAAACCAAGGAAGUAACCAGAUUGGUU